Molecule: messenger RNA, 1324 nt
Organism: Cotesia glomerata
Lineage: Eukaryota; Metazoa; Arthropoda; Insecta; Hymenoptera; Braconidae
Exons: 6
Coding region: 208-852 (214 amino acids)
Source: RefSeq, a predicted model, not a curated record
UUGUAGCACCCUUAGUGAGUGGCUCAGUAGUGCGCGAUCUUGCAACGCGGACACGUGCUUCUUCCAUAAUAAUAUAAUCAGAACCGCAAUCACGAGUUAACAACUCCCGAACUUUUUAGUGUCGCUAAAUUCUGCGCAGCUUGCAAAUUACUUUGUUUAAAUUUUACCGGGUAUAGUAAAUUUAUAUAAAAACUUUUUCUGGGCUAAAUGCUCAAAUUGACACGUACUCAGCUUAUAAUGCUCAGUUACGGUAAAGAUUUCGAACUAAAUUCUGACCAAAAUGUGAAUAAUGACUUUCCCAAAACGUUUGACUCUAAUCUCGAAAUUUUCAUACGGAUUUUAGGAGUUUCUACAGCGAUCGUUGUAUGCGGAGUUGGCGCAGAUGUGGCUUAUCAUCGACACAUCAUGGGUUAUUACGUUACAGUGGCGUCUGCUAUGAUUUUCUUCCUCGAGAUUACCUGGGCUAUCACGCUCUUCGUACAGAUAUGUUUUAGAAAUGAUGAAGCUUACUGCUCACGUUGCUGGUCGUACGUUUUGAAAAUGACAAAAGGCUGGAGACGAGCAUUGUUUUACCUUCCGCUGUCGAGUAUUUUGGCAUGGAAACCGCACAACUUGUGGCUCUCUUUUGUAGCCGCUGGGCUCUUAGCUGCUCUAUCGUUACUGCACAUCAUCUCGAGCUUACUGAGCCAGCGAAUCCUUAAUCGGCCAAAUAAUGAUUCAAUGGGAGAGAGACUUUUGAACGCACGGCCUGAAAUUUACGAUCGAUUUGAAGAAGUCUUGGUAACAGAAGUAUUGGACGAUGGAGUGGGAGGACCAACUGGAAGAUUAGGUGACAGCGAUGGAGAAAUAUGACAUGAAAGACAGCCCUCUUGGGCCAGUGAAACUGACGAGGACAGCGAGCCUGAACAAAAGACUUGUCAAAUUGCCACAUUGUCCUAGUUACAUUUAUCACAUUAAUUAAAAAUUUAAAUGUAUAUAUAAAUGAGAUAUGUUCAUUAGAGUGGAUUGGAAGAUUUUUUUAUGAACUCGAGGUACAACCUUCUUAUAAAAGAAAAAAAAUUUUUACUAUUUGUUGAUUAAGGACACUUUCAAUUUUCUAAAGUGUUGAAUAUUUUCAUAAUUUUCUUUAAUAGUUAAAUUUUAAAUUAUAAUACAUAAAUUAAAUUGGAUAAUAUUUUGGAAAUGGUAAAAAUACAAUUUUUGAUUUUUCAAUCAACUCUCAUGUUUAUAUUAAAUACCGACACAUAAUUGUCGAAAAAGAAUACGAAUGAGAGUGAAGUGGUGUAAAAUUGUCAAUUGCAAUUUUAAUGAACUAAGUUCAUUU